Molecule: messenger RNA, 1901 nt
Organism: Botrytis cinerea B05.10
Lineage: Eukaryota; Fungi; Ascomycota; Leotiomycetes; Helotiales; Sclerotiniaceae
Exons: 2
Coding region: 60-1391 (443 amino acids)
Cellular component (GO): mitochondrion
Molecular function (GO): oxidoreductase activity
Source: RefSeq, a predicted model, not a curated record
GGCCGUUUUCAUUAUAACAUCUUAAAUUCUUCCAAGCUUCUAGUGCUAGUUUCGAUUAAAUGAAUCCAAUUGUUCGUAAUUAUCUAUUCCGGCACCCACGAAGAAUAUCGACAAGAUCAUCAGAAUCUAAAGUACAGCCGCGACUGAACGUUGGAUUGGAUUCCCUUCGGAGUGUUUCUUCGGGGUCUAGGAUCACGAGCCGGAGGGAGGACAAGCUUGGUUCUCAGUUGAAGGAGGAAGAAAAGAGAGGGGAGAACAUUAAUCGAAAAGAGAUGGGAAAGGAGCGAAUUGCAAUAGAUGGCGGGGGAAAAGAUGGAAAAAACAUAAAGCAAUAUCUAAGCCACAUAGAACGGACGGCAACAGAACCAAGGGAUGAAUCCCUUCAUAACUUGUUCCUCACACACGUGACAAGAAUAAACUCUACCACUCGUCUCUUUUAUUUCUCAUCUCUUCAUUCCGCAUCUAACUCCUCUCCGAAACCCCUCACCUGGAAACCCGGGCAAUGGAUUGAUCUAUAUCUCCCUGGAAUACAGAGACCUGGGGGUUUUAGUAUUGUGAAUAUUCCCUCUUCCCAAUCUUCCCCUUCAAUCGAUGACGUGAAUGAGGAGAGAGAAAACGGUAUCGAGUUAGCGAUUCAAAAGCCCAUUUUGAAAUUAAAUUCCGAGGGAAAAAUAAGUGAACAGGUAGCCUGGUUAUUCCAGUCUUCAUCAGAAAUUCUUGGAAAGGAGGUUGCGGUUAGAAUUGGAGGAUCAUUUACCUGGCCUCCUUCUUGUUGGGAUGAGAAGGAAAGCAAAGAGUAUCGGAAGGAGCGGGUGGAAGAUGGAAAUAGGGUGGUGUUUAUAGCAGGCGGAAUGGGUAUCAACCCUUUGAUGAGUAUGAUUUCUUGUAUUCAUGCCGAAUUGAAAGAGAAUGGAAGGAGAGGAGAGCGGAAGAGAGGAAGUAAAGAAGGAAAUGGAACAAUCGAGGGAAAUGCGGAGGAGAAUAAAUGCGAGAAUUUUGAGGUUAAAUUUCUCUACAGCACCAAAGUGCCGGCUUCCAUUCCAGCAGGAGGUGAACGAAGAGAAGGAGAGACAGGAGAAGAGAUAUUGUUUCUCGAUCGUUUACAAAAAAUCUUCAAGAAAAGAGAGAAAUGGGAUCUUCAGCUUUUUGCCACUGGCUCUUCCCACAACACUACCGAGCUUUCAAAGGCAAACGCAAACUCAAAUAUGAAAACACAUCAUCGAAGAAUAUCCAACCUUGACAUCGACGUUGUGCUAGGAACAAAAGAGGAGAAAGCACGAACGAUAGUUUACAUAUGUGGACCGCCCACCAUGACUGAUUCCAUGGUGUCUUAUGUUCGAAAUCUUCCUGGUAUAGAUCCCUCGCGAGUUUUAUGUGAGAAAUGGUGGUGAACUCAUGUCAAACUUUUCGAGGAAAUCCUUACCGGGAGGAUUUUGAAGAACGCAAUGACGGUCCAGCACAUCGUCAUACGUUUUAUAGUUUGAUAUAUACCCACCAAUAUCAUGAGAGUUUGGAGGGAUAUUAUAUCUUGUUAGUAGCUCUGUAACCACUGAUAUUUUUUAUCAACGAUUUGAUGAUAUCAUAUACGGGUUAUCAGUGUUUCAGUGGACACUCCUGCCUCUUACCAACACCUUGGUAGAUAAUCAUAAACAUUAUCAGUAAUUUGAGGUAUAUUCAUACAAUUUAUCAGCGUUUUUAUCGACACUCAUACCUCUCUCUCAUUAACAAGUUUAUGCACACUUACAUAUCUCACCAUCUGAAGAUAUAUUCGCACAUUUCAUCAUGUUCCUAGUGCAGACUCAUACAUUUUAUCAAAUUCCAUCCAACACUCAUACGAGAUAUUCAGAAAGAUCGUGAACGUAAUCAUGCAAAUGAUUGUUUUAUACACUCAAUAUGUCCCA